Messenger RNA from Haemonchus placei, 1149 nucleotides. NCBI's taxonomy places the organism in Eukaryota, Metazoa, Nematoda, Chromadorea, Rhabditida, Trichostrongylidae. The record is from the annotation of a GenBank genome assembly.
GAAGAAGGGCUUCUUUCAAUGUCAUCGGUCUCUUCGGAUGUUUCCGGUCUUGCUGAUAUUUCAUUUCGUAAGGAGAGUAUCUGUGAAGAACCGUCACCAGUUGAUCUAGAGGUCAAUGAAGCGAUUGCCCUUCAUCGUUCCAAAGAGCCUCGCUGCACAAGGGUGGGAGAAAUUGUAGCUGGCAUCACUCAUUGCAAAAGUCGCCUGAAAGAAUGCAUGUCAGAGACGAAUUCUCCAAGGAAACAAAUGUAUCUUGACAAGAUUGUCCAGCUAAGUCUUGAAAAGCAGACAUUGGAGGAGAAUGGUAAUAAUGGCGAAGAUUCUGUGGUCAAGAUGCUCGGUCAUGAAUUCACCUUACAACGUAGCUCUGGUCGUCGAAAUCCCUAUUGUGAAGUAUGCAUGAGUACAAUAUGGCGAAUGGUUCAGUCGUGGCGGCGUUGUAAAGCCUGUGGUAUGCGGGCACAUGACAAGUGCGCAACGGAAGUCCAUCGUGUAUGUGCCGGUGUUGUCGCUUCACGUCGAGAUUUUCGGCUGGCAAUGGCGAUUUGUGAAGAAAGAGGCCUUUGUGCACAAGACUAUGCUUGUGCUGAAUGUGAGACUCCGCUGGCUUACGAAGGUCCUACCAAUAUGCAGCCUCGCCUGUGUGAAUAUACUGGAAUGCUGUUUUGCUCGAAUUGCCAUUGGGGUGAUACGUGGUCAAUACCGGCCAGAAUAAUUCACAAUAUGGACGCAAGACCGCGCCCAGUUUGUCGAGCCGCUAAGCAGCUGCUGGCUAUUGUGGAUAAUCGACCCUUAAUCGACUUGUCUGAAGCCCACUCUUCUUUAGCAAAGUAUCACAAGGAAUUGCGCAGAAUACAGCAGCUACGACGGAAUUUUUUAUUGAUGAAGUGCUACUUUGUCAGUUGUAGGAAUGCUGCAAAGUUGCGUAUACUACAGUAUCUGAAUCGUCAUCAGCAUUAUGUAGAGGGCGCUGAUAUGUACUCACUGGCAGACCUGCGAGAAUUGUGCCUUGGAACGUUGUUACGUGACCUAGAAGAUAUACAUACAGUGUUUCGAAAACAUAUUGAAGAGGAAUGCGAGAUAUGCGCAGGGAAUGGCUUCUAUUGUGAGCUAUGCGAGGACCAAGAACAGAGAGAUCAGGUGGGUUGA